Messenger RNA from Aspergillus nidulans FGSC A4, 1578 nucleotides. RefSeq lists its product as uncharacterized. NCBI's taxonomy places the organism in Eukaryota, Fungi, Ascomycota, Eurotiomycetes, Eurotiales, Aspergillaceae. The coding region runs from base 1 to 1578 and encodes 525 amino acids. The transcript has 5 exons. The record is from RefSeq and is a predicted model, not a curated record.
AUGGCGUGGAUUGCUUAUUUCUGUCCACCCAUGUCACACCUUGCCGCGAUGAAGUCGCGUCAUCAAACGCCCCUCUUCGUCUCCAACACGGAACUUGACCCGCAGAAGCUCGCCGCAGUCCGUAAGCGCUAUGCCGAGGAAGCAAGCAAGCGGCUCAAGCCGGAGGGAUCUUCACAGUUCGUCCCGUUGACAUCUGCAGACGAGGAGCGGCUACGAUCCCUGGCUGACGAUCCCUGGGUGGCCCACGAAGCCUUGAACGCUAGACCCUCACCCAUCAAGAAUGACGGUCGGUGUCGAUUCUUUGUGCUCGGUGCAGGCUACGGAGGGCUGCAGUUCGCAGUCCGUCUUAUAGAGGAGGGGAUAGCAAGAUCUGACGAGAUACGUCUUGCUGAUGCAGCCGGUGGAUUUGGCGGGACGUGGACUGGAACCGCUUCCCUGGCCUGCAUUGUGAUGUCGAGAGCUAUGUGUACCUGCCGUUGCUUGAAGAGACGGGCCACGGAGCACCGCGAGCCUACUGAGAAUCCGAUCAAGAGGACGUUUAGGGCUGAGAAGAGGGUUGCAGUUGUCGGUACCCCAGCGACGGCUAUCUCCGUUGUCCCAGAAGUCGCAAAGUACGCUGGGGAGCUAUAUGUCAUCCAGCGUACGCCGGCUCCUGUCCGCCCGCGCGGCCAGCACGAGACGAAUCCCAAGGAGUUUCAGACCAAGGUGGCUACGAUGCCAGGCCUGCAGAAUCUGGUCAAUGACGCGUGGACAGAUAUGCCAGCGUACUCGGCCAUCGUUGGCACGCCCAAUCACGGUGUCACAAAAUCCUCGUCAAAAGUGAUUGAGCAUCACGCUGAUGCCUAUCACGCCCUGGACCUACCUCAUAUGGAGAGUGUCCGUGCCAGAGUUGAUGAGCUCGUUCACGAUCCCGAUACGGCCGCCAAGCUGAAACCAUGGUAUCCAUCCUGGUGCAAGCGGCCAAAAUUCAGCGAUACUUACUUGCAAACAUUCAACCGCCCAAACGUGCAUCUAGUCGACACGGACGGCAAGGGUCCGUCGCGCGUGACAGAGACGGGUCUUGUCGUAGGCGAGAAAGUGUACCUCCUCGGCGUUGAAAUCUUUGGGACCGGUUACCAAGCACCCACAGCCGGGAGCGGGAGUCCCGCCGCUCGAACAGGGAUAAAUGUUACUGGGAGACACGGUCAAUCUCUAGACGAGAAGUGGCGGACUAAGGGGGCAGCGAAAUUACAUGGCUAUGCGACAAAUGGAUUCCCCAACCUGUUUUUCUCCGGCACAAGCCAGGCAACCAUUACGGGGAAAAAUGUGUUCAUGCUUGGCUUCAUUGCGCAGCACAUCGCCUAUAUGAUUGGGGAGGGAGAGCGGCGCGUUGGCCGUGGCCAGGGCCUUGGGCAACAGCAGCGAGCCAUCAUUGAGGUCACCCGUGAUAGUGAAGAGGCGCACACGGCGGAGAUCCCUCGCCGGGCUCCGCCGUUCUAUUCUGUUCUUACGGAUGUACGCCCGGGUACUUUAAUGGGCACGGGGAUAGUGCCAAUGUUACGGACCCGGAAGAGAAGGCGAAGAGGGCUAGGGGGGUGA